Messenger RNA from Acanthaster planci (crown-of-thorns starfish), 1562 nucleotides. RefSeq names its product succinate dehydrogenase assembly factor 4, mitochondrial-like. NCBI's taxonomy places the organism in Eukaryota, Metazoa, Echinodermata, Asteroidea, Valvatida, Acanthasteridae. Gene Ontology annotation, biological process: mitochondrial respiratory chain complex II assembly. Gene Ontology annotation, cellular component: mitochondrion. The record is from RefSeq and is a predicted model, not a curated record.
CCAUAGUUCCAUGCUCAUUUCAUAACAAGAUGGCGGCGCCCUUAGCUCUCCGUGUUGUGAAACAGUUCCUCUUUUUGAAGCCUGUGAACUCUUUUUUGUUAGCCAAGAACAGCAUUGAAAGGCGAUCAAGGGAUGGUUGGCAUUGCCUUAGGAGCUUACCACUGGUCACAGAACACUUAGCACAUUUACAGCACCGACUGUACUCCCAGUCACCUCCAAACAGUGGGAAGCCACCCCUUAAGAAGCCCUACACUCCCGUUGGCAAGCACGACAGCCCAUCAGAGAAGCACCGUGAUGCCGAGAAGGAACCUCUGGAAGCCUUCCCUGAUGAUAUCAACCCUGUCACAGGAGAGAGAGGUGGCCCAAGAGGCCCUGAGCCCACCAGAUACGGGGACUGGGAGCGGAAGGGACGAUGCAUAGAUUUUUGAAGGGAUCGCAUUGAUCCUUGACUGUGUAAACUCUCGAUAAGCGUGGCUGUAAGAAAAUGUUGUACAUGUUCAUAUAACUCUGCCAAUUCAUUGCACAGACCGAGUGGAAACCUUUACGUGUCUGUACUCGUUUGUAACAUGAUGCAAGACUAUAUUUCUGGCUGGAUCGAGUAUAUGUUCUCACUUAGCCAUUAGUCAUACUUCUGCCCUUCAUUUGCUCAGGAGUCAAGAGUAUAAAUGUGGUGAUUGGCUUGAAUUCAGCCCAGAAUCAAAUUUGCUGAUUCCACAUUGCAUGUUUCUUAUGUACUUGUCACAUGAAUAAUUACUGCUUUCUUUUUUAAAGGCAACAGCCAAAUUCUUACAUAUCCAUUUAGGUUGGUGUAACACCAGAGUGAAAGCUCUGAACUGUGUCAAAAUAAAGUUGAAUAAAAUCAGGCCAACAUUGCUUGUAAACUCUCUGACCAACAAGAUUCUCCUCACUUGCCAAUCGGCAAAGAUGCAGUCCUAAACACUGUCAGCAGAUCAUGUGAAAUGAGGUUGCAAGUCAAAAUUUUAAAAGAGGAUUUCUUCCAGCCCCCAGUGAAAUGCCACAGGCUUUCAAAGUUGUUUAUUUUGACCAAUUGCGCUUUAGAGUCCUCCAUGAUUCGUCAGAUGGACUUGAUAAUUAAUGUUAGAUGGAGUGCGGGUUGAGUGUUGUUUUAUUUCAAAAGGUUUGCCCAAGGUGUUUAUCGUAUCUUUUAAAUGUAGGAUUACAUGCACAUUUUGUCCAUUACCCCAUUUGAAAUUACCCCGCAGUGUGUGAUGACCCCAAAAUAUUUAAGAACACCGUAAAAAUUGGAUGCAGAUGCCGAAUGUAGCAGCGAAAUGAUUUGUAAGUGGGCAAAAUGUCAUUAAUAAACAUUUAUAUUUUAAGUAAAGUAUUGUGUACACAGUACAUGUAUGUUUGCGUAUUCCAAACUCUCCCCACCGUCUCCACCAUCAUUUAUAAAGACCGUUGGGCAAUUGGCAAUCCUUGUUCAAUAGGUCAGAAUGGUAUUCCAUUAUUAUUUUUCAGAAGCAGAGUAUUUACAUGUAUGAAAGAGUUAGUGGUAGCAGUACAUUUAAUAAACUAUCCGUUCAAGAUGUGUUUAUGAA